GUAUAAUUCCCGGCCUUCUGUCGGAUUCCGGUGGCCGAGGAGAGCGAGCCACGGAGUUGUGCGGUGUUGCGAGGCGGUGGUCGAGGUGGCGGAGAAGAGGAAAACGGUGGUGAAGAACGGGAACGACUCGCUCGAGAUAUGCAGGGUGCUCAACGGCAUGUGGCAGACCAGCGGCGGAUGGGCAGAAUCGACCGCGACGACGCCGUCGAGGCGAUGCUUCGCUACGCCGACGCCGGCCUCUCCACCUUCGACAUGGCUGACCACUAUGGACCUGCAGAGGAUCUUUAUGGUAUUUUCAUAAAUAGAGUACGUAGAGAGCGCCCGCCAGAGUACCUUGAAAAUGUUAGGGGCCUUACUAAAUGGGUGCCUCCACCGGUGAAGAUGACUAGUAGCUUUGUUCGGGAGAGCAUUAACGUUUCACGAAAGAGAAUGGAUGUUGCCUCUCUUGACAUGCUUCAGUUUCACUGGUGGGACUAUUCUAAUCUUGGUUACCUCGAUGCUCUUAAACACCUCACGGACUUGAAGGAAGAAGGUAAGAUAAAGACGGUUGCUUUGACCAACUUUGAUACGGUGAGGCUUGAAAAGAUCCUGGAAAACGAGAUCCCCGUUGUGAGCAACCAAGUACAGCAUUCGAUUGUUGACAUGCGUCCUCAACAGAAGAUGGCCGAGCUCUGUCAGCUCACUGGAGUAAAGCUUAUAACGUAUGGCACGGUGAUGGGUGGACUACUAUCGGAGAAGUUCCUCGACACCAAUUUAACGAUCCCUUUCGCCGGCCCUCCACUGAAUACUCCCUCACUGCAGAAAUACAAACGGAUGGUUGAUGCUUGGGGAGGAUGGGGUCUCUUCCAAGGUUUGCUGCAGACCUUGAAAAGAGUGGCGACAAAGCACGGGGUUUCGAUUUCAACGGUGGCCGUGAGAUACAUUCUGGAUCAGGCGGCCGUAGCAGGAUCUAUGGUCGGAGUUAGGCUUGGUCUGGCCGAGCACAUCAAAGAUAACAAUGCUAUCUUCUCACUUGUUCUUGAUGAUGAGGAUGUUAGUAGCAUACUACAAGUCACGCAGAAAGGCAAAGAUCUCAUGAAAAUCAUCGGCGACUGUGGUGAUGAAUAUAGGCGUAUCUAACGCUGCAUAUUUUUGUAGUCAGCUUCAACAAUGAGUGUAAAAUCACUUUGAAAUUUCAACAAUUUGCUUUCAUACAGGAAUAUUUGAAAAUACAAAGAGUAAUAUUUUAACA
Salvia miltiorrhiza (redroot sage) is the source of this 1231-nucleotide messenger RNA. RefSeq names its product flagellar radial spoke protein 5. The record is from RefSeq and is a predicted model, not a curated record. NCBI's taxonomy places the organism in Eukaryota, Viridiplantae, Streptophyta, Magnoliopsida, Lamiales, Lamiaceae.